AUGGCUCCUUUGCGACUUCUUGUGACGGCCCCUCCGGGCACAGGCAAGACGACUCUUUGUGCAAGCGUUUACAAGCGCCUGGCCGCCCAGAAAGACUUGUGUAUGAUGGACGGCUUCCUGAUGAAUGAGCGCAGGGACCGUGGGCGGCGGGUUGGUUUCGACUGCGUUUCCCUCGACCUCAAAAGUCGUGCUCCCCUGGCCGAUGCCAAUGGGCCCAACACGGGCUACAUGGUAGGCAAGUAUCACGUGCAAGUCGAGGACUUUGAGCGCUUUACGCUCCCGGUGUUGGACCGUGUGCUUGCUGGACAGGGUGGUGGCAAGCACACCGUCUUUGUCUUCGACGAAAUUGGGAAGAUGGAGCUGUUCAGCAAGGACUUUGUGGCGCGCGUGCGCCGGCUCCUGGAGAGCACAGACCCCAAACUCCACGUGCUGGGCACCGUAGCCAUGGCAGGGCCUGGCUUCAUUUCCCAGAGCAAGCGACUUCCUGGAGUUGAGGUGGUGGAGAUCAGCGUGCAGAACCGGGACGACAAGGUCGGGGAGCUCGCGUCUCGCUUUGAGGAGGCAUGCGGGCGAAGCGAUGGCGAUUCUGCGUCGGGGCCCGCACCCACACCAGAGCGACCACCUGGAACUGCAACCAGGGGCCGCUGGCGGCCCAAAGCGAAGCUGACUCCAGGUCCAUUUGCGGAAGAAGCAAACGAUGCCUCCGACCAGGCCGCCUUCGCGCCGCCUACACGACCUUCUGUCGCCACACCUGGAAGUGGCAGCGCAGUUGCCAUGGGAAAGGCAGCAUACGGUCAGCUGGGUCGAGGGGAGACCGCGCUGGAAUCCUCUGGCGAUCUGUUUGCACUUAGUGGCGUGGAGGGCUCGGUCGAUGACGCGUCCUGUGGCUUUGAUCACACUGGAAUAGUGGUUGAAGGUCAGCUGCUCCUUUGCGGAAAGAAUAACAAAGGCCAGUGCGGACGUCGAUCCAGCGGUGCCCGUGCAGACAAAGCCAGCCCAGACUUUUCAGAGGACCUGGCUUCCCCUCAGCCUCCAGAAGGCUUGCCGCGGGCGAAAGUGAAGCAGGUUGCUUGUGGUGGCGAGCACACCCUGGUGCUUCUGGAGACUGGGGAGGUGCUGUCCUGCGGCAGCAACGCUGCCGGACAGCUUGGGCUGGGUCAAGGCAGUCCGAAGAUGUCUGCCAGCUUCAGUCGUGUCAACCUGCCACCCGCGGAAGCCGUGAGCGCCGGCUUCUGUCACAGUGCAGCCAUCUGCAGUGAGCGGCUCUACAUGUGGGGCGACUGCAGCCAGGGGCAGCUGGGACAGGGCCGCCGUCAGCGAUCAGCACCAGAACCACAGCUGCUGGAUGUUGGGGGCCCAGUGCGUGCUGUGGCCCUGGGGCGUUGGCACUCGCUAGUUCUGAGCCUGGGAACUGUUUGGGCUUUUGGUUGGGGACGCUUCGGUGUCCUGGCACAAGGUCCGAAGAACAUGGAGAAUCAUCUCAGCCCAGUGAAUAUCGAGCGGCUACCAGCUCCCAUCCAUAUUCUGGCAUCAGGAGCUGUCCAUUGUGGAGCUGUUUGUGGCCCCACUCGACAGUGCUACAUGUGGGGUCGUGGGAACUUAGGCCGAUUAGGGGUUGAGUUGGGCUCCGAAGCAAACAUUGCGGUGCCGAAGCCAGUGCCCGGUUUGCGGGAUGUCACGGCCCUUGCGCUGGGAGGCGAUUUCUCAGCCGCCAAAGCAGCAGGCGAGUGGUGGAUGUGGGGGAAGAACGAGGAGGGCCAGCUUGGGCAGGGAAACGCCCAGAGGAACAACGUUUGGCAACCUGUGAGGCCCACAUUUGAGUCCUACUUCGUGCAAGUGUUCCUUGAGAAUGCAGCAGGGAACGUCUCCGAGGCCGUAACCAGCUGCGCCAAGUUCUUCUGUCUCCAGGCAGAGGGAAAGGAGCCUCUUCGCAAGGAGCUGCUGCUUGAGCUUCGAGAGGGGCUGGCUUUCCUUUUGCAGACCAUGUGCAAG
Symbiodinium pilosum is the source of this 1992-nucleotide messenger RNA. NCBI's taxonomy places the organism in Eukaryota, Dinophyceae, Suessiales, Symbiodiniaceae. The record is from the annotation of a GenBank genome assembly.